Molecule: messenger RNA, 1104 nt
Organism: Clonostachys rhizophaga
Lineage: Eukaryota; Fungi; Ascomycota; Sordariomycetes; Hypocreales; Bionectriaceae
Source: the annotation of a GenBank genome assembly
AUGAUACCAACGCGCCUUCUCGUUGCUCUAGCCAGUCUCCUCCCACUGGCUGUAGCUGAAUGCUCCAAGCCAUGCAUGAGCCGAUGUGCCAGGGCUUUGCUUGACCCUGUUGGCAGUAGCUUGCAGAAAGAGUCCUGUCUCGCAUUCCUACAACAGGGUAAAGACGCCACAGUUCCUGUUGAAUUGAAUGAGGUGUGCCGUUCCAAAAAGGCCUAUUCUCGCGCCUGCUCGUGCAUUGGAGUGUCGCCGACCGUGUCGCCAUCCUCAUCCGCCACGGCACAUACACCAUCGAUGACCCAGUCCAGUACCCCAGAUUCCUCGGCUCCGCCAAGUUCUUCCAACACACCGAUCUCUUCGACUGCUCUAGCCACCUCGGGUACUCCUGUUUCUGCAGCUACAUCAGUAUCCACAGCUACUCCAGAGUCCUCAGUUACUCCAGAAACCUCAGCUACUCCAGAAUCCUCAAUUACUCCAGAGUCUUCGACUGCAGCAAUCUCUUCAACCACCCCGGCCUCCACCACUAUUCCAGAGCCUACCCCGCCAGCCUCGUCUACUACCCCAAUCUCUUCAACUACCCCAGACUCCUCUACUGUUCCCAUUUCUUCAACCUCGUCGAGCGCAGCCCCCGCCCAGACCGAAUUCUUCGAUAUAACCGUUUAUGUUCAGGGUGAUCCUACACCGCAUAACACCGGGUUCCGGGCGAUAACCAACGGUUUUGCGCUUAGCUGGAACUAUGUUCCUACGGUGCCUGGGAAAAUGGGUAUUGAUCCAGAGACCGGGCGUCUUUACGCUUUGCUCGACGGCAGGACCGACAAGCUAUGGGGCUCUACCAGUCUACCUUUGAAGGGAUCUCUUCUUCUUAGCUUCUGGACCCCUGCCCAGAUUGCAGCGUACGAGGGUUCGAUCGUUUAUGUGAAAUGCGCCCGUGAUGCAGAUGGCUACGUGACCUGCGGCUACGAGGACCAGGACCUGGCCAGGCUUAAGCCUAGUCAGAAUCAGAAUGUCGUGCUGGGGAAGCACGCCAACGCAGCAUCUACCGCGAUCAGCAUGCUCGAAUACCCAGUCCCUGCUGGCUACCCUACAGUCACGCUAUUGCUCAAAUAA